AUGGUAAUAUUGGAAACAUUUCCAGAAUAUCAUGAAUUGAGACGAAAUUUUGAACGUGUAUCAAAACAAAAUGAAGCUUGGGCAGAAGAUUAUAGAACAUUAACGCUAAGAAUGAAAGAGCUUCAACAAACUUCAUUUCCUCGACCAAGUGUUGAUGGACGUUUAUUUCUUGAGCAAUUGUUACAAUCAUUAAAGAACAGUGAAACAGAUGAAGACAGGCGAACAAAUGCUGAAUUAGCUGUUACUUUUGGUUUAUCAGAAGUGACAUUAAUGUCAUUAUCAAAUAUUGAUCCACAAAAGACAUUAUUACGUGUAUUUAAUGCUUUAUUUCCUACCAAUAGUCCGACAAAAUCCAACUCUUCACUUCCACGUAGUGUCGGAUGUAAACGUCAACUCUGACGGCUAAGAUGGGCUCUGGUAAGGCUCUCAGGGCUAGUCACCCG
Molecule: messenger RNA, 443 nt
Organism: Rotaria sordida
Lineage: Eukaryota; Metazoa; Rotifera; Eurotatoria; Philodinida; Philodinidae
Source: the annotation of a GenBank genome assembly